AUGACCGGUCAAUCUAAGCCCGCCCUCUCACCUUGGGGCAGCGCCGUUGCAGGCGCAACAGGUGCAGUGCUCGCGAACGCGAUGGUAUACCCUCUUGACCUGGUCAAGACGAAACUGCAAGUACAAGUUAAGGAGAAGAACGGCGCCGCUUCAUCCUCCGACCUCGAGCACUAUGAAUCGACUCUUGAUGCCAUCACCAAGAUCGCGGAGAAAGAAGGCAUUAGCGGCUUGUACUCUGGAAUGGCGGGAUCCCUUCUCGGUGUUGCAUCGACAAACUUCGCAUACUUCUAUUGGUACAGCGUCGUAAGGACCCUGUACAUGGCCUCGGCCAAAUCACCGAAACCCCCUGGUACCGCAAUCGAGCUCUCCCUCGGUGCUGCAGCAGGUGCCGUGGCCCAGAUCUUCACAAUCCCGGUCGCCGUUAUAACGACCCGCCAACAGACACAGCCGAAGGGUGAUAAGAAGGGGUUGAUCGAGACGGGUCGGGAGGUGGUUGAGAGCGAGGACGGCUGGACCGGCCUGUGGCGCGGACUGAAGGCCAGUUUGAUUUUGGUCGUCAACCCGGCCAUUACAUAUGGCGCGUACCAGCGUCUGAAGGAGGGUUUGUUCCCAGGAAAGAACAACCUUAAGCCUUGGGAGGCAUUCCUCCUCGGUGCUAUGUCUAAGGCUCUGGCCACAAUCGCUACCCAGCCUUUGAUCGUCGCCAAGGUCGGCCUGCAGUCUCGUCCCCCACCAAGCCGAAAUGGCAAGCCCUUCAAGAGCUUUGUGGAGGUGAUGAAGCACAUCGUCGAUAACGAGGGUCUUCUGGCUCUCUUCAAGGGCAUUGGGCCUCAGAUCUUGAAGGGUCUUUUGGUCCAGGGUCUUCUGAUGAUGACCAAGGAGAGGAUGGAAAUCCUGUUCAUUGUCUUGUUCGCCUACCUGAAGGGCAUCAAGAAAGACAAGUUGAGCAAGGUCGUGGACUCAGCAGCAGCAAAGGCCCAGGCCAGCCGACCCGCCACUUUGAAAUAA
Penicillium brevicompactum is the source of this 1008-nucleotide messenger RNA. RefSeq names its product putative peroxisomal carrier protein. The transcript is spliced from 4 exons. Gene Ontology annotation, biological process: transmembrane transport. Lineage: Eukaryota; Fungi; Ascomycota; Eurotiomycetes; Eurotiales; Aspergillaceae. Bases 1 to 1008 code for a protein of 335 amino acids. The record is from RefSeq and is a predicted model, not a curated record.